UCAUCGGGUGGAGGCGGGGGAAGAAGUUGUCAAGUUGCGCAUGGGCAAAUAUCAUAUCAGAUAGAGUAGAGUGUAGAACUUGAGCUUCUCCAUCCUUUUAUAAAUGAAGCUGUUAAUUUACCAAGACCGAAGGGAAAUUCUGUAAUUUAUCCCUUGUACAUAGAUUUCUCCUGUCAAUCCUUACCCAGCUUACAUGUCUGAUUUAUCCCCUCAAACCCCAUCAAAUCACAAUUUUGGAAACCCAUGACCCAUUUCUCCAAGUUCAUUGAAAUCCCACUAGAAUGCAUCAAAAUCUAACAGCCCUGUCUCUGCAACUCUCUUCUGUUACUCCGUUUCCUCUCCAAUUUCGAGAAUCCUCCAUUUCCAAGCUCAAACAAGCAUACCCAUGUCCUCCACAGAGAUUUUCAUUGAAACCCAUUCACCGAAUUUCCUGUAUUGCAACUCGACCGAAGAAGAGAUUUGCUUCGAAGAGCGAUAAGUCGGAAGCAGGAGAACUCGUUCGUUUUCUUUUGAGGAAUUUCAGCGAUCAGAAGCCGUUAGUUUCAACGUUGAACAAGUAUGUUAAGCUCGUUAGAACCGAACAUUGCUUUCUUCUGUUUGAAGAACUCGGAAAGAGAGAUAGAUGGCUUCAAUGCCUUGAGGUUUUCAGGUGGAUGCAGAAACAACGCUGGUACAUUGCAGAUAAUGGUGUUUAUUCAAAAUUGAUUUCUGUUAUGGGAAAGAAAGGCCAAACACGAAUGGCAAUGUGGCUGUUCUCUGAGAUGCGUAACAGUGGGUGCAGGCCUGACACUUCUGUGUACAAUGCACUCAUCACAGCCCAUCUUCACUCACGAGAUAAAUCCAAGGCUUUAGCCAAAGCCCUUGGAUACUUUGAGAAGAUGAAAGGUAUUGAGCGGUGUAAACCUAACAUUGUGACAUAUAACAUUCUGUUGAGAGCAUUUGCUCAAGCACGAAAUGUAGAUCAAGUCAAUGCCUUGUUCAAAGAUCUGGAGAACAGUAGUGUUUCCCCUGACGUUUAUACCUUCAAUGGUGUCAUGGAUGCAUAUGGUAAAAAUGGGAUGAUCAGAGAAAUGGAGUCUGUUCUUUCUCGCAUGAAGAGCAACCAGUGUAAGCCAGACGUUAUCACAUUUAAUCUACUAAUAGAUUCAUAUGGGAAGCGACAAGCCUUUGAUAAGAUGGAACAGGUUUUCAAGAGCUUAUUACGCUCAAAGGAUAAGCCAACUUUGCCUACAUUCAAUUCAAUGAUUGUAAACUAUGGGAAAGCUAGGCUUAGAGAAAAGGCUGAAUCCAUUUUUAAAAAAAUGACAGAUAUGGGAUAUACUCCAAGCUAUGUCACAAACGAGAGUCUUAUUACUACUUAUGGACUUUGUGACUGUGUUUCAAGGGCCAGAGAAAUAUUUGAUGGGAUUAUGGAAAAUAGUAAGGAUAUACAAGUUUCAACUGUUAAUUGCAUGCUUGAUGUUUAUUGCAUCAAUGGCUUGCCCUCUGAAGCAGAUAAGCUGUUUGAAUAUGCAUGUAGUAAUGGGUUUCUUCCAGAUGCCUCAACAUAUAAACUCCUUUAUAAGGCUUAUACCAAAGCCAACAUGAAGGAACUUCUACAGAAAUUGCUGAAGCAUAUGGACAAGGAUGGUAUUGUUCCCAAUAAAAAGUUCUUCCUGGAGGCUCUAGGCGCCUUUGGGUCUAAACAGGCAACAAUAGAAUCUUGUGACAGUAAACCCGGUUCAAGUUCGUCACAGAUUAGUGCAAAGACAGAUUGAAGUUUGUGUGGUUCAUUUGUACUUCACAAAUAUUUCUUUUUCUUUUGAACUGUGUUGGGAUUUCAACACACCUGUAGCUGAAUUUUGAUAUUGUUCUGAGUUACAAUUAGAGGGUGGAUACAGCCCCAGUUUGCCACAAGCAUGAACUUGAUUUUGGCUUUGGAUUUCUGAUGGUAUGUGUUUCUAUUUC
Messenger RNA from Nelumbo nucifera (sacred lotus), 1947 nucleotides. RefSeq names its product Tetratricopeptide repeat (TPR)-like superfamily protein. Gene Ontology annotation, molecular function: mRNA binding; protein binding. The record is from RefSeq and is a predicted model, not a curated record. NCBI's taxonomy places the organism in Eukaryota, Viridiplantae, Streptophyta, Magnoliopsida, Proteales, Nelumbonaceae.